Messenger RNA from Rattus rattus (black rat), 1019 nucleotides. It is a transcript of the gene Bloc1s4, whose product is annotated as biogenesis of lysosomal organelles complex 1 subunit 4. The transcript has a single exon. Lineage: Eukaryota; Metazoa; Chordata; Mammalia; Rodentia; Muridae. Bases 43 to 690 code for a protein of 215 amino acids. The record is from RefSeq and is a predicted model, not a curated record. Gene Ontology annotation, cellular component: BLOC-1 complex.
AGGUAACGCAAUCGCUUUGCACCGGAAGCGGCCAGGCGGGCCAUGGAGGAAGGACCCGCGAUCGGAACCCUGUCUCGAGAGGUCUCGACUGAGGAGGCCGAGCCGUUGGGCGCCGCGUGGAGCGGGGACAGCGGCCACGUAUCGCAGAGCCACAGCAGCGCGUCCGGACCUUGGGAAGAUGACGGCACCGAGGACGCGCCAGGCCGCAACCUGUCGCUGCUUCGCCGCGCCGCCUUGGGCUACGCCUCCAGCUUGCUGCCUGCCGCCGGGCCGCGGCCGGAGGUGGAGGCGCUGGACGCCAGCCUGGAGGACCUGCUCGCCAAGGUGGACGAGUUCGUGGGCAUGCUGGACAUGAUUCGCGGAGACUCGUCUCAUGUGGUGAGCGAGGGUGUGCCUCGGAUCCACGCCAAAGCCGCCGAGAUGAGGCGCAUCUACGGCAGAAUCGACAAGCUAGAGGCCUUCGUGAGGAUGAUCGGUAGUAGCGUGGCCAGAAUGGAGGAGCAAGUCACCAAGGCCGAAGCCGAACUGGGGACCUUCCCCCGAGCCUUUCGGAGGCUGCUGCAUACCAUCAGCGUUCCCGCUCUCUUUAAGUCGGCGCCCACCGCUCCCCAGCGUGCGGUGUACGAGCCGCCAGUCCUGUUUCGGACAGAGGAUCACUUCCCUGGCAGCGGUGACAGACCGCAGCUCUGAGCGUGCAGCUCUACCACAGGAGGACUCCAGUGAGACUCUUGUCCAGAGUGUUAAUUGGCGUAUAUGAUACCGCCUUGUGAAAUGUUAAAGUUUAUUUUCUGCAAGCGACUUGACAUCGAUGUCAAGAGUGUAGAUCCUUAUGUCUUCCAGUUCUGAUUCGAAAGCUCUUUGGUCGGGGCCUGGGGAAGCCAAUUGAAUUAAUUUAUCUGUGAAAUAUGGCAGAGCUGUUAUUUUAUGGCCUUUAUUACAGUGAACAGUGUUACCUUGUUAAGAUUUAUAUAUUUAUAUGAUCAAAAGUGACCAAGAAAUUAAAGCUGUAUUCUUAAAUC